Molecule: messenger RNA, 2874 nt
Organism: Gadus macrocephalus (Pacific cod)
Lineage: Eukaryota; Metazoa; Chordata; Actinopteri; Gadiformes; Gadidae
Gene: dnajb12b
Product: DnaJ heat shock protein family (Hsp40) member B12b
Exons: 8
Coding region: 488-1579 (363 amino acids)
Biological process (GO): cellular response to misfolded protein
Cellular component (GO): endoplasmic reticulum membrane
Molecular function (GO): Hsp70 protein binding
Source: RefSeq, a predicted model, not a curated record
CCCUGCUGCAAAUAAUCAACCAGCUUGGCGUGUUUGUGUGAUUUUAGUCAUACGCGUGUAUACUUUGCAGCUCUGACGUCCUGGCGAGAGAACAGAUGGAGCAUAUUUAAGGUGAACUGAUGAAGAAAGAAUGAAUGGGAAGAGUUCAUAGAUUGUAAAGUGUUCCAAACUUCAUGAGUGUGAGUGUUUUUUAUAAGUAGGCUAGGCCUACAGAUCCUGGUACUGUGUCGUCACUUUGAUUCCUAGAUGUAAUGGGAGAGGAUGUGUCGCCAUCUAGUGGAGUCAUAUUGAAACGCAGUGAGCUCACAUUGCUGUUUACUGUGGUGAUGCUCUCGCAUGCCAUAUCUUCAUGAAACAACUAUUCUUCAAUCAACUGGAAACUGGAACAUUGACGUGCAAGAUCGACAACAUAUCAGUUGUGCACUGCAUGCACGGCCUGUGACGUCAUCACCCGGCGUCUUUAUUUACUUCUGGCCCGGUAAUCGAGAUGGAAGUAAACAGGGAUGAAGCAGAUCGUUGCAUUGAAAUCGCAACGGCGGCGUUGUCAAACCAUGAAACGGAGAAAGCUCGACGGUUUCUGGAGAAGGCGCAGAGACUCUUCCCGACGAAUAAAGGAAAGAUGCUGCUGGACAUGAUAGCCAAGAAUGGAUUCACGCCGGGACAUACAGGCCACCAAGGGUCCAAUGGAGAGGCCAGAUACAGGCACCAGGCCUCCGGAGAGGAGAAGAAACAACCUGAAGCAGCCAAACCCUACACUUCGGACCAGUUGGAGGCUGUGAAGAGGAUAAAACAGUGCAAAGACUUCUAUGAAAUACUGGGGGUUCUGAAAGAGGCUCCACAAGAUGAACUGAAAAGAGCAUAUAAGAAACUUGCUUUGAGAUUCCACCCGGACAAAAACCACGCUCCAGGUGCAACAGAAGCUUUCAAAGCUAUAGGGAAUGCCUACGCGGUUCUGAGCAACGUUGGCAAACGGAGACAAUAUGAUCAGUGUGAGGAGGAGAGGGGGGACCCCACAGACCCCGGGCCAGAAAACGGACCCUUCCAGGCAGACAUAUCCCCCGAGGACCUCUUCAAUAUGUUCUUUGGAGGAGUCUACCCAUCAAGUAACACGCCAGUGUACACCAAUGGGAGGAUGCGCAAUCAGAGACCCGAGAGAAGGGAACGGCAGCGAGAAGGAGGCCUUGCUCUCUUUGUCCAGGUCAUGCCCAUCCUUAUCCUGGUCAUAGUGUCAGCCCUCAGUCAGAUGAUGGUCACCAACCCCCCCUACAGCCUCAGCUUCAGACCCUCCUCGGGCCACACGCACAAGAGACUGACAGAGACCCUGAAGGUGGCGUACUAUGUGGGCGACCACUUCACAAGGGACAACAGCUUGGCCAAACUGAAGAGCGUGGAGCGUGCAGUUGAGGAGGACUUUGUCUCCAAUCUGCGCAACAACUGCUGGAAGGAGAAGCAGCAGAAAGAGGGCAUGCUCUACCGCGCCCGCUACUUCGGAGACAACGAUCUGUACCAAAGAGCCCAGAAGGCCCGCACGCCAAGCUGUGCCAAGCUGUCCGAGAUCUCACCCGUGAUAAACGGCUGAAGCUUUACCUCACGCUGCAAGGCGAGCUCCCUUCAUAUGGUCUUGUGUUGUCCUUUUCUUAGUCAUCCGACAAACAGGUGGGAUGUUGGUUGUGGUUAAAGCCGGAUACAAGUUAUUUAUAAAGUCAACCCUACAGUGAUGUCACACAGGAAGCUAGUGGGUGUCCACCAACUUGUAAACUAGUCUUCCUGUCUAACUUCUCGGCUAAAAAGCAUAAAUCUGUGUGUACUAUACCUGUCAAAUAAACCAAUACAUAACAAAAUGACCAGUUGGUUCAGUCCACUGGAUGGGCUUGUAAGUUGACCUAUCAUGAGUCCAUCUCCAGGUGGCUCUAUUAGGAAUGUUGACCUUUUCCUCUUCGUUCUCCAGGUUUAGAGAAUCAUCCCCACACGGCCGUCAGGCCGGUUGUACAUAGAUACCGUGCGACAUUCAGGAAAACCCAAGCACCCAACUCCACUCUGCUGCGAUACAGAACGGGCAUCUCUUUUACUUGAAGAAACACGGGAUGCUCAGGAAAAUAUCAAGUUAGAGCUGUGACUAAAAACCAGGAUGUUCACAAACACAUACAUACAUACACACACACACACACAAACACACAUACACGUACACAAACACAUACACACACGUACACAAACACACAGACACACACACAUAAAUGGUCUUCCUGAGUUAGCAUGGGUUUUGGAUAAUCCUACAAAAUAACAGAACACAAUUAAUGUGCCAUAAAGCCAACUUUGUUUUUACCUCGCGGUUUGAACAGAGAAUGCCGAAUGAGACUUGCAUAAAUAGUUAGAAGAGUGGUUGCAAUUUCUGUAGCAAAGAGAAUAUAUUUCAAGCACCACAGUGAAUGCUUCCUCUUAGACGAUUCUACCCAUCAAGGUGUCAGCUUUGAGCUCCAUCUCAUCGUUUCACACAUCCACGCUUUACGCAGAAACUAUGCAGGAAUAUGAUCUACCUUCUUUGACCACCUUGUCUAUUUAUUGUCCAGUCAGACAACUGUUUUUAUGUUAAUUUAUUCUGCAUGUUAGUCUCAUUGACCUGUAGCACACUUACAGUCUGUGUUUUUUAAGUGUGAAAGCCUUUGAUAAUCGAGCUGUCAAAGUUUGAUUAGGACAACCCUCAGCCGUAGCGGUGUGUGUCUUUUAUUUUAUGAAUGUAUUUAUUUUAAAAUCCGGCAAAUUAAAUUAGAAAAAUAAGGGAAGAAAAAUAACUACUGAAAGCCAUUGCUCACUGUCGCACCUUGUUUUUACUCCCGAAUGAAUACAAAAGAGAAGAAAUAAACUUGGAUGGAUGAA